Phyllostomus discolor (pale spear-nosed bat) is the source of this 4541-nucleotide messenger RNA. It is a transcript of the gene BMPER, whose product is annotated as BMP binding endothelial regulator. The record is from RefSeq and is a predicted model, not a curated record. Lineage: Eukaryota; Metazoa; Chordata; Mammalia; Chiroptera; Phyllostomidae. The coding region runs from base 1591 to 3318 and encodes 575 amino acids. Gene Ontology annotation, molecular function: protein binding. The transcript is spliced from 14 exons.
CACCCGGGGCCGGCCCAGGAGGGUGGACGGUGCGGGACCCAGUUUCCGCUCUCGGGGAGAGGAAGCCGGCGACCCACGGUCAGCUCCGAAGACCACUGAUGGGCCCUGUCCCAGCACGUCCCAAGCACCUCCUAAUUCCCACCGUGCGCCGUCUUAAUUCGGUUACAGAAUUCUCCUUUUCCCCCGCAGCGCCUCCCUUGAAGCAGAGGGUGUCACGGCCGCGGCGGCUGGCAGAGAUUCUCUGCAGGGAGGAUCCGCGGGGCGUAGGCUCUGACACCCCGACACCCGCGUCUGCGACGCGAGAAGGGCGCAGCGGGGGCAGCAGCGGCAACAGGACUCCCAGCCGAGGAGGAGGCUGCGGCGGAGGCCCCCGCGAGGCUGCCGCCCCGGCCCCGCGGGUUCCCCCCUCUUCCGCGGGUGAAUGAAUGAUUAGUCCAGCAGCGUCUCCCCGCCCCGGUUCGUCCGAGGUUGAAAGGGAGGAGACUCGGAGAGACUGUUUCUCUUUUUUUCAGGGCGAAAAGCGUUCGCCUCCGUGCGUUUAUUAACCGACCUUGCGUGUCGUGUCUACUUCUGUCCUCCGCAGUGUCAGAACUCGCGGACACAGAGCCACAGGGCGCCGGUCUGGGCCCCUGGGUCCGCUCCGCCCGCGAGUCCGCUGUCCUAUCCCCCCGCCCGAGGGAAGCGAAGCUGAGUGAAAGGGAGUGAAAAGUUGAGCCCGCCACCCCCCACCCUCCGCCCCAUUUGUCGCUCCUUCCCAAAGCUGGGGACAAGGGAGCUAGCAGGGGUGGUGAGGCACGCCUGAGCCCCGCUUGAUGCUCCCUUAUUAGAAUGGGGGCGCCCGGGCACGAGCAGGGGUGGUGCGGCAUCCGCGGUUAGGGGAGGGUCCCCGGGAAGGAGGAGCCGGCUCCGAAAGCGUGGGCCGGUGGUGACACGCCUGCCCCGCUCAGACCUAAGCCCCGGGGACGGCGGCCUCCCUCGAGGCGCCGGGGGGCGGUCUGGACAUCCCGCUGAGACGAGUCCAGGGCGCGGGGCUCCUGCGCCGCGGCGCCCCCAGCGGGUUCCCGGAGGCGCCCGGGGCACCCCUGUGCCGGGCGCGGGAGCGAGCGCGCGCGCCGGCCGGGCGGAGAGCUGGAGGCCGGCGGGAGGUGGGGAGUGCCGGGGAGCAGGACGCGCGCGGCGGCGCCCGGGGCCGUGGCUGCAGCCGGGCGGCGGCGGAGCCGCGGUGCGGUGCGCAGCGGGCGGCGCUGCCAGUCCUGUCUGCCUAUCUCCCGCGGCUCCGACACCCCCUCCUCCCGGCCCCGCAUCUGGCGUGGAGGGGCCGACGACUAAGCCUCGGGAGCAACUCCCUCAAAAAAGCCGCAUUGGAGGAGCCUGGCCGCAGGACCCCUCCUCCCGGGCGCCCCCCACCCCUCGCCUCCCGCUCCCGCCUCCCCCGCCCCCCCCCCCCUUACUCCCGGGCGCCCGCCUCCCUCCUUCGCGGACUGUCUCCUGACUCGCCGGCUGAGAGCCCUUUUUGAUUGCGAGCGGCCGUGGUGGAGCAGAGGCAGCGGCGCGGGACCUGCAGUCGCCCGGGAUUCCCUCCAGGUGACGAUGCUCUGGUUCUCCGGCGUCAGGGCUCUGGCUGAGCGUCCCUGCCGGCGCUCGCCUGGGAUUACCUGCUGCGUCUUGCUGCUGCUCAAUUGCUCGGGGGUCCCCAUGUCUCUGGCUUCCUCCUUCUUGACAGGUUCUGUUGCAAAAUGUGAAAAUGAAGGCGAGGUCCUGCAGAUUCCGUUCAUCACGGACAACCCCUGCAUAAUGUGCGUCUGCCUGAACAAGGAGGUGACCUGUAAGAGGGAGAAGUGCCCCGUGCUGUCGAGAGACUGCGCCCUGGCCAUCAAGCAGCGGGGAGCCUGCUGCGAGCGCUGCAAAGGUUGCACCUACGAAGGGAAUACGUACAACAGCUCCUUCAAGUGGCAGAGUCCUGCGGAGCCCUGUGUCCUGCGCCAGUGCCAGGAAGGCGUUGUCACCGAGGCCGAGGUGCGAUGCGUCGUUCACUGUAAGAACCCAUCCCAGCCCCCGGGAGCAUGCUGUCCCACGUGUCCAGGCUGCGUGUUUGAGGGUGUGCAGUACCGAGAAGGGGAGGACUUUCAGCCAGAAGGAAACAAAUGCACCAAGUGCUCCUGCAUCGGAGGCAGGACACGGUGCCUGCGAGAAGUCUGUCCCAUUCUCUCCUGUCCUCGGCACCUUAGCCACGUCCCCCCAGGACAGUGCUGCCCCAAAUGCUUGGGUCAGAGGAAAGUGUUCGAUCUCCCGUUUGGAAGCUGCCUCUUUCGCAGUGACGUUUACGACAACGGAUCCUCGUUUCUCUACGAUAACUGCACUGCGUGCACCUGCAGGGACUCCACCGUCGUGUGCAAGAGGAAGUGCGCCCGCCCCGGCGGCUGCGACAGGGGCACGGAGGCCUGCUGUGAGGAGUGCCUCCUGCGUGUGCCCCCGGAGGACGUCAAAGUGUGCAAGUUUGGCAGCAAGAUUUUCCGGGAUGGAGAGAUGUGGUCCUCUGUGAACUGCACCAUCUGUGCUUGCGUGAAAGGCAGGACGGAGUGUCGCAAGAAGCAGUGCGCUCCCAUCAGCAGCUGCCCGCAGGGUAAAAUUCUCAACAGAAAAGGAUGCUGUCCUAUUUGCACUGAAAGUUUGGAAAUAUCCUGGGAUGGAGACAGUUUUGUGGAAGUCAUGGCCGCCCCCCAUCUCAAGGGCAAACUCUGUGGCCUCUGUGGCAACUACAAUGGACAUAAGCGCGAUGACCUGAUCGGUGGAGAUGGAAACUUCAAGUUCGACGUGGACGACUUCGCUGAGUCCUGGCGGGUGGAGUCCAAUGAGUUCUGCAACAGACCGCGGAGAAAGCCGGCGCCCGAGCUGUGCCAGGGCGCCGUGAGGGUGAAGCUGCGAGCCCACCGGGAGUGCCAGAAACUCAAGUCCUGGGAGUUUCAGCCCUGCCACUCGACGGUGGACUAUGUGACCUUCUACCGGUCCUGCGUGACAGACAUGUGCGAGUGCCCGGUCCACAAGAACUGUUACUGCGAGUCGUUCCUGGCGUAUGCCCGGGCCUGCCAGCGCGAGGGCGUCAGCGUCCACUGGGAGCCUCAGCAGAGCUGCGCGGCCACCCAGUGCAAGCACGGGGCCGUGUACGACACCUGCGGCCCGGGCUGCGCCAAGACCUGCGACAACUGGAACGAGAUCGGCCCGUGCCAUAAGCCGUGCGUGGCGGGCUGCCACUGCCCUGCCAACUUGGUCCUUCACCGGGGGAGGUGCAUCAAGCCAGUCCUCUGUCCUCAGCGGUGACCCUUGCUCAGCAGCUUGAGACUUUGAGCCCUGGUGUUGUUGACACUGAAGUGGAGGGGCCAAUGAAGGACUGCGGCAUCUGCGUGCCGACCCUGCAAACACGCUCACACAGAGUACAUAUGUGUACAUACAUAGAGACAUAGAUAUAUUCAGAAACAUUUCAUCAUUUAUAUAAACUAUAGGUGGAUUAUUAUAUGUAUAUUUUUUGCUAUAAGACAUGUAUUAUUUCUAGAACCCUAAUCUGUAAGCCGUUGGAUGCAGUGCAUAAAUAAAGCAGGUGUGUUUGAUUUAACAAGGCGGCACGCAGACACAUCGGAGGGCUCGAACAUCACCUGCGCUGUCGUCUUUAAGGAAGUUUUCUAAAAUCCCUGAAUUGCCUGCCUGCGUUAAUUUUAGCUUUGGAUCAGGGUCUGCAGGGGAGUGAGAAAUGUGUCUCUCUGGAGAAGGGCAGACUAGUCUAGGGGCGCUCCAGGAUUCCAAAGAAAGGGGUGCAUGCUUGGGAGAGGCAGCCGGUACUUGGUGACAGUCCCUAAUGGUGCAUGCAAAGCGAGGCGCAGGGUGUCAGAGUUUAUUGGGUCAUGGUCUGAUAUUAUUUCCCAAACUGAUGGGCUAGUUGCCAAGAAAUAAUGUACUUGCUACCAGAGCAUCGCCAAAGAAUCAAGCGGCUUCUUACCGUCCUUGUGCAUUCCCUGUGUCUCCUCCUUACAUACGUGCGUGCGGUGGACAGGCGUGCUCGCCUGUCACACGCUGGGACAAAGGGGCUCUCUGAGGGACACGUGGGUUUCACUGAGCACGAGCAGAGAUUUGGAAAAACGUGCACAGCGCGGGGGGAAAAUAGCGGUUUCUCUGAACCUCAGCUGUUUAGGAUGGGCAAAUCCGAUGAGUCGGUGCAAGCCGUCUGCAUCCUGUGGUGGUCGUGUUUGUAAAGUGACAGCCUUUCGUUACUCCUGGGGGAUUCCCAGGUCAGUGCUACUGGGUGACUGUCUGUACGUCAUAAUUACUGGACGGAAAGAAAACCCUCACUGACCAGCUGAUGUAUGAGUCCUAACAAAGAGUGGUCUGUACACUUGCUCUGACAUCCUCGUAGGUUACUACUAGUCACCGUGUGGUUUUCCUGACCUGUUUUCCUCCGAAGGAGUGAAAAUGUCAACAACACAGAACCCGCCAAUGUCUAGAAAUAAAAUGUUCUGCAGUGAAGUAAAUAAAGGGCUUAAGACUUAAAA